CGAAGAUUCUUCUGCUAUCUAAGUUCAAAACUCUUGUUGUUAAAAAUGUUGCGCAUGUGUUUGGUUUUCAUAAUUAUUGUAAAACUUGGGAGCCCAACACCAGAUCUAGAGUAUUUUUCCAUGCGCCCUGGUCUUGGUUUAGAGAAGCCAACGAUUGAAGAUUUUGAAGAAGACUUCGAUUUAAGAAGUGUUAUUAUUAGCUACCAUCCAGGAAGAAAGUACAAGAGCUUGAAUAGCUCUGACACCUUAGCUAGAUUUUGCAGAGAGGUCUCAGAUGAUGCGAUCAGCAAGAAUAUUUCAAUUAUCCUGACUAAUCUUCUGAAAAACUACGAGAGUAGUGAGUUACCUACGCAUGGCAAUAAUACUCCAACUAAAGUUGAAACCAAUAUAUUAAUAAGAAGUAUGGGACCAAUUUCAGAAUUAGACAUGGAAUAUUCCAUGGAUUGUUAUUUUCGACAGUAUUGGAGAGAUCCAAGAUUAUCAUACGAAGGACCUAUUAAGUCCUUGUCACUAUCUAUAAAAAUGCUGGAAAGAAUUUGGAGACCCGACACUUAUUUUCACAACGGUAAAAAUUCCUACGUUCACACUAUAACAGUUCCUAAUAAGUUGUUAAGAAUUAGCCAAAAUGGAGAUGUUUUAUAUUCUAUGAGAUUAACUAUUAAAGCGAAGUGCCCAAUGGAACUAAGAAAUUUUCCAAUGGAUCGGCAAUCUUGUCCGCUAAUCUUUGGUAGCUUUGCAUAUACUACCAAGGACUUGGUAUAUACGUGGCAAAAUGACGAAAGUGUCAGCUUUGUUCCUGGAAUGACAUUAUCCCAGUUUGAUUUGAUUAGUUUUCAUUAUAGAAAUGUAAAUAUAAGCAAGAGAGAAGGAGCAGUUUCCAUUCUUGAAGUUGCUUUUAAUCUGCAGCGCCAUGCUGGUUAUUUUCUUAUUCAAGUAUAUCUACCAUGUAUCUUAAUCGUAGUUUUAUCAUGGGUGUCUUUCUGGAUACAUAGGGAAGCAACUAGCGACAGAGUAGGACUAGGAAUCACAACAGUGCUUACCCUGUCUACCAUAAGUUUGGAUUCAAGAACUGAUUUACCAAAAGUGUCUUAUGCAACAGCACUAGAUUGGUUCCUCUUCACCAGCUUUUUCUACUGUAUCGCUACUUUGCUUGAAUUUGCAAGCGUCCAUUACUUUACCAAAGUGGGAAGCGGUGAAAUAGCUGUUGAUGAGGAGGAAUGGGAAGAUUGUUCUGAGUCUGAAGAGGAGAUCAUUGGGGAGAUUGAACCAGAGAUCAAUUCAACCCACAUGGAUGGUUCAGCAAGUCAAAGGAAUUGUAUAUUUUGUUCUACAUAUCGUAAUCUUAGAAACCGAGACCGAGGAACUUGUUUGCUUCAUUCUCAUCCUUCGACAUUGGAGAGGACAACUCAAACUGAAAAUAAGUUGCCCAAAUGGAAACAGUUCAUAUACUGUCUUACAGGAGAUGACCAGUUUAGACGACAGAGGCAAAGGGAAGCUGCAGCCUUAAAAGGUGCUCAGCAUGGAAGACAUGUCAAUAGCGUCUCUUUAAUAGAUAGAAUAUCGAGAAUCAUCUUUCCUGCUUCCUUUGGUUUCUUCAACUUAUUUUAUUGGAUAAUCUAUUACACAAACUAUGACAACUUUAAGUGGGGAAAAAGCAAGUUGUACGCUAUAAAUCAAGGGUAUGGGGACUAAUAUUUUCCAGCUUAAUUACGUGAAUGUGAUAUUUCUAAAGUGUCCCCUAAAACUUCAAUAUUAUCAUGAAUAUAUUGCAUAAUAAUUUGUUUUGUACGAAAGAACUGAGAGUCUGUACAUUAUAUUAAAAAAUUGUGUGAAGUUUACUGAACUAAUUAUGGUAAUUAUGUGUUAUAUCUUCGGUGGAUGAAUUAAUUAAUUGUUAGAUUUUGUGUUGUAGUUUCAACAGUUGUAACUAUAAACAUAACAAUAAUGCUAUAGAUGGAAGAGAAAAAAAUAUUGGUUCACAGCUACAUAAACUGCUUGAUCUUAGCUGCAUGUGCUUACUCAAAGUCAAUUGUUAAACAAAUAUGUUACAAAAAAUAUUAUACUACGUAUUUUGAUUAUCAUUAAAAUGUAUUAUUGUUAUGUGUUUGUGCAGUAUACUAACGAAAAUAUUGACCAUAUAGGGUAUUAAAGUUCUGUAUAGUCCAGUAAAAUGAAUCAAUUAUGCUUCUAUUAACUGGAACCAAAAGAAUGAGUGAUAUACUGAAUAACUUAAACGAAAAAUUUCAAUAUUUCACGUCAUAUUUCCCCGUCUCUAUUCCAUUGAAUGGAAACGUGGCCCUUUCAUGCGGUGACUACUCAGAAACUGGAACCACUCGAAUUGUGGAUACAUAGCAGAAUCCUGUAUAUACCUAUCAUGGGCAAAGAUGUAACAAAAAAAGGCCAUGCGAUUAUAAAGGAAAAAGACAAAUAUAGGAAGGCGAAGAAUCUCAUGGCUGUGUAACUAGGAAAAAUAGUACGGAUGCACAUCAAUACUGCUCUGUCAAGUAGAAAGUACUCUGCCUAUUUCGUUGUCUUUGUUUCUGGCACUACCUUAGGAGUUCUUAAAAAGACGAAACAUGUAAUGUGAACGAAUACAGACUUUUAGAGAUAGAGGACAGAUAUCCAUGCUUGCUGGUGAAUAAUAUUCUGCCCAAUAUGUACAUAUAAUUCUUAUGAUUUGCGAGAAUUUAAAUUAUCAACAUUUGCUGGACUUUACAUAUUUAAAUAUCUAUGUAUUUGUUGCUUAAUUUUAAUUGUUAAAAUGUGAAAAAAUUGUUGUUUUAUGUCGUAGAAAUCAUAAAAUU
This is a messenger RNA of Diabrotica virgifera virgifera (western corn rootworm), 2804 nucleotides long. RefSeq names its product gamma-aminobutyric acid receptor alpha-like. Gene Ontology annotation, biological process: nervous system process; regulation of membrane potential; signal transduction. Gene Ontology annotation, molecular function: extracellular ligand-gated monoatomic ion channel activity; GABA-A receptor activity; neurotransmitter receptor activity. The transcript has 10 exons. Lineage: Eukaryota; Metazoa; Arthropoda; Insecta; Coleoptera; Chrysomelidae. Gene Ontology annotation, cellular component: synapse; neuron projection; membrane. The coding region runs from base 46 to 1692 and encodes 548 amino acids. The record is from RefSeq and is a predicted model, not a curated record.